GUCGAUAUUUGCCCUGUGAUUGACUGGCAAGUGGCAACCAAUCCAGGAUGUGGUCAGACUUGUCAGUUGGGAUACAUGGCUGGAUGGAUGGAACUUGUGUAUAAACGAUUUUGUGUAUUAAAAAAAAAAAAAGAAAAAAAGAUGAGGGCUAGCUGUUAUGAUACUUACAGUGAUUGCUUGAGUUGAAAAUACCGCCACAUUUCCUUUUAACAUACGAACUUAAUUUAGGUUGCUAAUGCGGUCAGACUCAAACAUUGCACGAAGACUGAAAAUAUUCGAAAAAUAACUAGUCAAAAUGUUUUGAAACGUGUGUUGUCGAAUGCGCGCUUCCGUUCUGCCAGUGACGUGUUAGCGUCUCUUCUCAUUGGCUUAAAAUCCGGAAGUACUUAAAACUGGGUAGACGGAGUUGUAACGGAGCAAAUAACCACAGUGUAGUUAGUUCGAUUGGCACGAGUUGGCAGAUAAAGAUUACACUUAUAAGGGGGAGUUUGCUGUUUUUGGACAACCAUGGACGAAGUGACAGGAGCUCAGCUCAUUGCUGAGUCUCUUAUGAAUCAGAAAGUAAAAUACAUUUUUGGGAUCGUCGGCGUUCCUGUCAUUGAAGUAGCCAUGGCUGCUCAGGCUGCAGGGAUCAAAUACGUUGGCAUGCGCAAUGAACAAGCGGCGUGCUAUGCCGCAUCCGCUGUUGGAUACCUCACUGGGAGACCAGGUACCUGCUUGGUGGUGUCAGGACCUGGACUCAUUCAUGCUCUGGGUGGAAUGGCCAACUCUAACAUGAAUUGCUGGCCGGUGGUUGUUAUUGGGGGCUCUUCAGAUAGAAGCCAAGAGACAGCAGGGGCCUUUCAAGAGUUUCCCCAGGUGGAAGCAUGUCGUCUGUAUAGCAAAUUCUCCGCAAGGCCAAGCAGUCUGGAAGCCAUCCCUUCAGUGAUUGAGAAGGCUGUUCGCACAAGCAUGUAUGGGCGUCCAGGCGCUUGUUACGUGGACAUUGGGGGGGAUAUGGUGAAUGCCAAAGUGGACAGAAGCAAAGUCAGAUUUGUCCACUGUUGCCCGCCUCCGCCCGUCUGUUUGGCCGAACACAAUGCAGUGACGGAAGCCAUCGCUGUUUUGAAAUCAGCUAAAAGACCUUUAGUCAUCAUUGGCAAAGGUGCAGCCUAUGGCCGAGCAGAAGUCGCCCUGAGGAACUUUGUGGAAUUGACCCACCUGCCGUUCCUUCCCACCCCUAUGGGGAAGGGAGUGCUGCCCGAUGAUCAUCCCGAUUGUGUGGCGGCUGCGCGCUCAAGAGCUCUUCUACAGGCAGAUGUUGUGCUUCUUCUUGGAGCCCGACUCAACUGGAUCCUCCAUUUCGGUCUGCCGCCUAGAUUUGACCCAAAUGUCAAGGUCAUCCAGGUUGACCUUUGCCCUGAGGAGAUGGGAAACAAUGUAAGGCCUGCUGUUGCUCUCCUGGGGGACAUCAAUGCUGUCGUCAACCAGCUGCAUGAGUGUCUAUUGAAAGAUGGCUGGAACUAUCCUUCUGACACAGAAUGGUGGAGCACACUAAAGGAGAAAAUGGCCAGCAAUGCAAAAAUAUCAAAUGCGCUCGCUCUCAGGUCAACGCUACCCAUGAACUACUACACGGUGUUUCACCACAUCUCACGGCUGCUGCCGCACGACUGCCUAAUUGUCAGCGAGGGCGCCAACACCAUGGACAUCGGACGCACUAUGUUGAAUAACUAUUUACCGCGACACAGGUUGGACGCCGGCACAUUUGGAACAAUGGGAGUGGGCCCUGGUUUUGCUAUCGCCGCAGCUGUUGUGGAGAGGAGCGAGAAUAAGAGCCGAAGGAUUGUCUGUGUGGAAGGGGACAGUGCUUUUGGCUUUUCUGGUAUGGAGGUUGAAACCAUGUGCAGGUACAGCCUACCAAUAGUCGUGAUUGUGGUGAAUAACAAUGGUAUAUACAGCGGAGUAGAUCCUGAGACGUGGAAAGAAAUGGCAAAAAUGGGGGAUCUGACCAGCAUCGCCCCCCCUGUGACCCUCCUGCCUGAGGCGCGCUACGACCAGGUGAUGACAGCCUUUGGCGGGCGCGGUUUCUUGGUGAGGACGGUGGAAGAGCUGUGUAACGCUUUGCAGCUCAGCUUGAGUGAGUGGGAGCGGCCAAGUCUUCUCAACGUGCUCAUCGACCCUUCAUCAGACAGAAAGCAACAGGAGUUCCCUUGGCUGACCCGUUCCAACUUGUAGAAGGAAAGUGAAUCUGUUUUGUUAUUAGAACCGCUGGAAACUUGAAAACAUGAUCGUUUCUUAAUGACCGAAGUUUUUUUCUAUUAAUUACCACGAUAUUGUUGAUUUUUUUGUUUUUUUUGUUUUUUUUUGGGGUAGGGGGUCUUUUAAUGACUGCUAAGCAACCUGAGGUGGCUUUCGAUACUGUACAUAUAGUAAGUACAUCAGUGUCAGUUGACUAAUACAUGGCCAUAUUUCUGCAAAUAUGGUUUAUUUUGAAUUGCAUGAAAUAAUUGAGGGCCCUCGGUGUGGAAUGCUGCGUUCAUUUGGAAUGGAAUUUUUUGUGGUGGUUAAACAGUUCAUGUGAAAAGUCAUGCAUAACACUUGUAAUUAUAUUUUAGUAUAAAAUUCAAACUAAAAAACAAUUGGUGAAAAAGCUUCUGGUUCUACAUACUGAUGUAUUAACCAUUGCAGAAACAAAAAAAUACGUUGUUAAUUGCCAAUAGGCAGCUGUGGUAUAAAUCUUACAUUGGGUGGGGGUCUAAUACAUCUGUUAAGCAUUGUUAUUAACAGGAAAAACAAUUGAAAGCUCUGCAUUGAUACUAACGCAAAAAAAUGUAUGUACUGUAUUGUAUGUAAACUUGUACUUUUUUAUGUCAAAAUUAAUUAUAAAUAUAUCUGAAUUUA
Phyllopteryx taeniolatus (common seadragon) is the source of this 2880-nucleotide messenger RNA. RefSeq names its product 2-hydroxyacyl-CoA lyase 1 (gene hacl1). The record is from RefSeq and is a predicted model, not a curated record. Gene Ontology annotation, cellular component: peroxisome. Gene Ontology annotation, biological process: fatty acid alpha-oxidation. The coding region runs from base 508 to 2214 and encodes 568 amino acids. The transcript has 17 exons. Lineage: Eukaryota; Metazoa; Chordata; Actinopteri; Syngnathiformes; Syngnathidae. Gene Ontology annotation, molecular function: catalytic activity; magnesium ion binding; thiamine pyrophosphate binding.